CAGGGGAGGUAUCGACUAAUUGUUAUUACUUCAUUACAAACGUAUAUCGUCAUGCGUUCCCGUUAUUUACAAAACAAUUGUCGCGGACAGUACGGUACUGUUGCGAAUAAAUAACACUCAACACAAACAGAUGAAACGUCAAAACAGUGCCGAAUUCGUGUAUACUUUCAAAAUGUAAAUUGUGCGUAAUAUCAUUCAAAAAAAUGUGGCCUUGUGUUGCUUACGCGAGGAAUCUCCGGGUUCGAUUUCAUGACGUGUGACGCCCGUCUCUUUCGUUCUUCCUUAAAGAGCAGAAGAAAAAGUAAAAAGAAAAGAAAAAAUAAAAAAACGUUUUUUUGACUUCGUGUCAUUUUCUUCCACGACCAGCUGUUCGUUGACGCAACAGCACUUACGUUACCCGGAAAUAAUGUUACGAUGAGGAAAAAUGUGUUAUUAGUCACAAGGAAAAAGACUUCUUCCUCAUUUUUUUGUAGAAUAUCAUAUUUAAUUCUCGAAACGUAAAUGAAAGCUUUAACAUGUCUAUGAAGAAAGAAUCUCCGUGGGAUGUUGAACUACAUCUCGCAGCUGCUCGAGGAGACAGUAAACGACUCAGAAUCCUUUUGGAUUCUGGGCGUGUACAUGUUGACUGCAAAGACAAGGAUGGAACAACGCCGUUGAUAUUGGCAGCAGCAGGAGGUCAUGUCGAUGCUGUGACUGAGUUGCUGCAGCAAGGAGCAAAUCCCAAUGCGAAGAGAUUGACGGGAACAACAGCUUUAUUCUUUGCUGCUCAAGGUGGAUAUGCAGAAAUUGUGGCAGUUCUUGUGGAGGAAGGAGCAGCCAUUGAUUCGUGUAGCAUUGAUGGGGGUACACCAUUGUUCGUUGCUAGCGAAUGCGGUCAAGUUGACGUUGUCGAGGCUCUGAUCGAACGAGGGGCGAAUGUAAAUGCUCAGAUGAAGGACGGUGCAACAGCACUGUUCAUCGCAGCGCAAAAUGGCCAUGUGAAAAUUCUUGAGAUGCUCAUAGAGCAAGGAGCAAAAUGUGAUGCUGCUAGGACCGAUGGAGCGACUGCAUUAUGGAUAGCAGCUCAAAUGGGACAUGAUCAUAUUGUCAAAAGACUACUAAAAGCUGGAGUCAAAGUCGAUGCAACCAGACACGAUGGGGCAACGGCUCUUUUCAAGGCAGCCCAUAAAGGUCACACCGCGGUCAUAGGCGAACUUCUCAAGUACCGUCCAUCACUCGGUAUACUUCCGAACGGAGAAAGUGCUCUGCAUGCAGCUGCACUAACUGGUCAUAUGUCCGUAGCACGUCAACUCGUAGGAGCGGGUGCGGACCCUUUAUUGGUGAAUCUCGAGGGUUUGACACCCUUACAAUUAGCAAUGAGACAUUCACAGACGCAAGUGGCUAACUAUCUUCAAGACAAAGUCAGAGGAAGAGCUUCGGCUUCGCGUUAGACAAAGUUUUACAAAAGGUCAAUUUUCUUCGGAUUUAAUCUCGUUGCAUUAAUUUAUAUAUACUUAAAAAAUAUAUAUAUUAUAUAUAUAUAUAUAUUACAUGAACAUAAAAGAGGCUGGGAAUAUCUAAUGGGAGUGUAGCACCGUCCGAAUAGUUCGUAUUAACUAUUUACCAAUCGCUUUUCGCGGUAAAUCACAUACGUUAUGUUUUCCUAACAUUACUAAUAUUUUAUUUCUUUACUGUUCCCAGCAAUAUAUUAUUUUUGUUAAAUUAUUUGUUUAAGUACGAGUUGCAAUACUUUUCAAAAGUAGUCACCGUCCCUCGAAUGUUGCCAACUGUUUUAUUUGCACUUUUAUCAUUAUCAUGUUGUGAACACGAGAGAUAUUUUUCUAAUAUUGUCCAAUAGUCAAUGUAGACGAUUUUAAUUUUUGUUGUUGCGUUUGUGCGAUGAGAAACAAACGAGUUAUGCCAAUUAGUAUUAAAAUUUAUUAAAAAUAGUCGGGUAGUAAAAAUGGGAGAAAUUUAAAUGAGACUGACUCGUAUGCCUUGCAUCUCGAUCAAUCAUGUUGUGUAAAUAGAAGCAUUUUUUUCGAAUCUGCGACUAUUUAUAUGUGUUUAAUUGUUUUUUAAUACGUAAAUAUAUCUAAAUAUAUAGACGCGCGUAUAUUGGCACACCAUACGUCUUCCCAAUUUCUUGCAACAUUCGAUCCCGACUCUUAUAAUCGAUUGUGUUAAUUGUUAUUGUUAUUGUCGAACAACUAUGUUGACAUAUAUUUAAUAAAUGGUACAAUGAUGGGAAA
Venturia canescens is the source of this 2231-nucleotide messenger RNA. Its product is annotated as ankyrin repeat domain-containing protein 29. Gene Ontology annotation, biological process: regulation of apoptotic process. The transcript has 8 exons. NCBI's taxonomy places the organism in Eukaryota, Metazoa, Arthropoda, Insecta, Hymenoptera, Ichneumonidae. The record is from RefSeq and is a predicted model, not a curated record. Gene Ontology annotation, molecular function: protein binding. Bases 516 to 1430 code for a protein of 304 amino acids. Gene Ontology annotation, cellular component: nucleus.